UACCUCUUUUCUCUUCCUCCAGGAAAACUCUGUUGGCGACUUGCAGGUUACUUCUUCUGGCCCUUUGGAAUAGUGAUUCAGAAGACCAGCGAGCAGAAUCAGAAUUGCCACGUGAGGUUCAGCAAGUAUGACACCAUCGCGGAAGUCAACGAGAGCAAGGAAGGAACUCCCCUUCUCAUCCGGCAGGAGCCCGCUCGUAACGACUCCACCGUCUCUCACUGGCGGCGUCUCAGCACCUACGUCUGGCUUUUCUUGGGUUACCCCGUCCUCUGCUUGGCCCACGGGUUGGUGUGCUGCAUCUCCUGGGUUUUGGUCUUCAUCAUCCCGGUGUCCAAGAUGAACGCCCGCAUGAUCACCAAGGUCUUGCUGAUGCCCCCGGAGCGUGUUCUCGUGCAGCGUCUGAGGAAGACGGAGGUGCCCCUGGAUGCCGACGUGAUUCUCUGCUGUUACCGUGCGUUUAACCCUUACUAUUACAAAUACGCCGUCGAAGGGAUCAAUGUCUUUGCUGUCAACCUGUUUGGCCUCGUGGUCGUGACGCUGGUCCUGGGCUACGCCGACAAGCACAACCAUUACACCUCCUCCAUGGCGAAGUUCACCUUGGCGCUUGUCUCCAUCAUGCCCCUGUCGUACUACAUAGGCAUGGCGAUCGCCAGCAUCUCCGCCCAGAGUACCUUUGCGGUGGGGGCGGUGGUGAACGCCACCUUCGGCUCCGUCACCGAGUUGACGUUCUACAUCACGGCGCUCAUCAAAGGCACGCGCGAGAAGAACAAGUGCUACGAGGAAAUCGUCAAGUCCGCUCUGACGGGGACCCUCCUGGGCUGCGUCCUUUUUAUCCCGGGCCUGUGCAUGGUGAUCGGAGGCACCCGGCACCAAGAGCAGAGGUUCAACAGCCGCUCGGCCGGGGUCAGCUCUGCCCUGCUCUUCCUGUCCGUGGGAGGUGUCUUUGCGCCCACCCUCUUCUCCAAAGUGUACGGGCGGCUGGUCUGCGGGGAAUGCCAGAACAUCACCCAAGAGCCCGUGGGGCACUACAUCUGUCAGAACUGCCACUUGGAUUUGAUGGAGAACAACGGUACUCUCUACCACAGUCAGGUUCAGCCCCUGGUGUACACCGUGUCGAUCCUGCUCCCUGUGGCGUAUAUCAUUGGGCUUGUCUUCACCCUGAAAACUCACUCCCACAUCUAUGACAUCCACAUCAGUGACUGCCACAUGCCCGGCCGCCGCCACCACCCCGUGGUCCACUGGUCCCGCCUCAGGGCCCUGGUCAUCCUCCUGGUGUCCACGGUGUGUAUGUCGGCCUGCGCUGACCUGGCUACGGAGCACAUCAGCCCCAUCCUAAGCAGCUCGACGGUGUCGCAGUAUUUCAUUGGGGUGACGGUGCUCGCCAUGGUGCCGGAGAUCCCGGAGAUCGUCAACGGGAUCCAGUUUGCCUUGCAGAACAAUAUCAGCUUGAGCAUUGAAAUCGGGAGUUGCAUUGCUGUCCAGGUGUGCAUGUUGCAGAUACCCAUCUUGGUUCUUUUCACAGUCUUCUAUCCGACGGAUUUCGUGCUGGUCUUCAGCGACCUCCACGUCUACGCCAGCAUGUUCAGCGUAGUCCUGAUGAACUACAUCUUUAUGGAUGGCAAAUGUGACUACUUCCAAGGGACGGUGCUGGUGAUGGUCUACUUCAUCCUCCUGGCCGUAUACUUCUUCUCUCCUUCCCCUCAGGGAUGCUGAACUGUAGCUCGGCGGGCCUGCGCAUUCCCCAGCCGCUUUGGGAAGGCAGCUGCUCCCACCGUGAGCAGUUUUCCUUCCAAGAAGGAUUUCCUCUCAGGGACUCGGCUCUGGCCCGGCUUUUUUAAAAGCACAAAGCGGGGCGAAGGACCCCACCACCACCACCACCACAUUUGCACCCUCCAGUUCCGUAAUCCACUCCUGAGCUUAUCAGUGUUUUAAAUGCAAAGGUGGGGUUGGAACUGAAACAACAACCAGUGCUGCAGAACUUCUCUGUCCCCAAGAAGGAACCAGAAUGAAGGGAAAGCGGACGUCUUCGGCCGUGCACCAAAGGUUCCUGAGACCCAGAAAACUCCCGUGUCGACGGAUCUACAUUGUUCCUGGGUUUUUUUUAAAGACUGACAACAUAGCGAUGUGUUAACAAUGGCUACCUCAUGUGA
Gekko japonicus is the source of this 2150-nucleotide messenger RNA. Its product is annotated as putative cation exchanger C521.04c. Gene Ontology annotation, biological process: calcium ion transmembrane transport; intracellular calcium ion homeostasis. The record is from RefSeq and is a predicted model, not a curated record. Gene Ontology annotation, molecular function: calcium:proton antiporter activity. The annotation marks the transcript as partial. NCBI's taxonomy places the organism in Eukaryota, Metazoa, Chordata, Lepidosauria, Squamata, Gekkonidae. Gene Ontology annotation, cellular component: endomembrane system; membrane. The transcript has 15 exons.